AUGACAUUUUUUGUUUAUUCACAGAUGAGGGGACGUGGAAGGGUUAGCAAGCCCAGAGGACGGGUUCAACUUCCUGCAAGUGCAAGUCAAGAGGACGCAAAUACAGAUGACGGACAAGUGAAUGAUGCGCAUAUACCACGGGCACCGACGGGACUUGGGGAUACGGAACUUCAGAUAUGGGUACCACUUGCAUCCAGUGUACAGCCAUCUCAUAUAGAUCGAUCAUAUACACCAGUUACACCAUCUGCCGAUGCACAGCUUCCCCGUCCCCUUCCACCACCUCACCGUCACAGUUUACAUCCUCACCACCCUACUGCAGCUCCACGACCACCGGUAUCACAUACACAUUCACCUCAUUCUGCAUCCCCUUCUGGUACUGCAUCCGCUAGAGGGACAGGAUCUGCAUCAGCAUCUACUCCAUCAUCUGCUCCUGCAUCUGCUCCAGCAUCAGCUGCAUCAACCACUGCUGUAGGCGAAACACAGUCAUUCCGACAGACUAUUUCACUCAUUAACAACAAUUUGCAUCCGUCGGAGAUGUGCAGCCGCAGGAUAACUCUGAUAGUGAAAGAAAGAUUGGUCGAGGAAGGCCACUGUUGGAAGACUGUGCCCAAUGAAACCAAGGAGUUUUAUUGGCAGGAAUUCAAGGUGAAGCAUAAUUAUUUUAUCAGUUUAUCAUCUAUUUAUGAACUGUUUAAUUACUAUCUAAUCAUAAAAUGUAAUCUUUUUGCAGAAAUAUUUUCUAUGGGACCAAGCAAUUGA
Molecule: messenger RNA, 759 nt
Organism: Manihot esculenta (cassava)
Lineage: Eukaryota; Viridiplantae; Streptophyta; Magnoliopsida; Malpighiales; Euphorbiaceae
Exons: 2
Coding region: 1-759 (252 amino acids)
Source: RefSeq, a predicted model, not a curated record